GCACCAUGGAGCCCCCAGCUGCUGGCAAUCUGCUGGAGAUCAUGGACCUGGCCCGCACCCUUCGCCAGGAGCAGCUCUUCAUCCAGCAGGAGCAAGCGGCCUUUGCCCAACUCACUGGGGCCUUGGAAACGAAUGCGGGGACCAUAACCAAGUUGGCCUUUGUGUGCGCCCAGCAACGGCAGAUCCUGAACGAGCUGCUCCUGGCGCGCACGGACCACGAUCCGCUGCUCUCGUGCCGCCGGGCGAGUGCCUACGACAGUGCCCAGUUCAUGGACGCCAAGCAGCUGCUGCCCUACGAGCACGCUUUGGCCUACGAGGAUCUGUUCAACUACCUGUACAACACGCCCUAUCUGCUGGCCCUUUCGUUGGCCACCGCGGAUCGCCUCUCGCUGCUUUCGGCCAGUCAACUGGGCCAGAUAAUCAACACCAUUGCCACGGGUCUCUAUGGCAAUGCCAUCAACACCAAGGACGUUGAAUUGCUGCUCAAAUUGCUGCGCGAACUGAUAGAAAUCCAACUGCUAACCAGCGAGCAGCCGCGUCGUUUGCUAAGAUCCAAUAGCAGCUCCUUUGCGCGACUCUAUCAGCGGCUGGUGGAGAGCCUAUUCUCCGCCAGAAUCUUCCUAACCGCCGCUUUGCAUGCUCCACUCAUGGGCGUGCUGAGUGAGCACGAGAUUUGGCUGGAUCUCGAUCCGCACAAGCUGAUGCAGACCUUUGGGCAGAAGGAGCGGGAGAAGCGCUUCGGACGGGAGGAAGACGGUGAGGAGUACCAGCGAAAUGUGGCGAGAUUUCACGCGGAGACGCUGGGGAAACUGCACUCGCAUGUCCAGGUUUUUGUGCGCAGUCUGCAGCAGAGUUGGGCCCUGUUUCCCUCUUCCCUUCGCUGGCUUUUGCAGACUUUGAGUCAGCAGCUCCGCCAGACUUUGCGCCACGAGGAGCAGGAAAUCCGCCAGCUGCUCACCGAUCUCGUGUUCACCCACUUCAUUUCACCGGCCAUUGCAAGCGCCGAUUUGCUGGGAAUCAUCGAUGUAAAUGUCAGCGAACGAAUGCGUCACAAUCUCAAUCAGAUUGUGCGACUGCUGCAGCGACUGGCGCUGAACGACGAGGACAGCGAACUGGUGCAGCUGAUGGAUCUGCUGAUGUUGGGCCAAACGGGCGAGGAUGUGGUGGCCAUACUGCCGCAGCAGAGCGACUUUGAGCGCUCCCAGCUGGCCAUCAAUCAGCGGGAACUGGCCCAGCUGGUGGAGUUCUUUCGCCUGCUCAGCGGCCGCGAGGAGUACGAUAUAUCCGUGGAGGAGCGACAGCGGCUGCAGAGGAUUCUCGGGAGGAUACCCAAGCCCAAUGUGACGCCGUCGGAAGCAAGGGAAUCGCGGGAAUCGCAGAGUCCCGAGAAGAGCAACGCCAAGAAAAGCAACAAGAGUCUGAUGAGCCUGAGCAAGGCCACCAAAAAGCUGGCCAAGGGCAUGAGUUUCAGUAGCAACAAUCAUCAUCCUGUUGUAGCGGCUGCCGCUUCAGUUGCUGUUCCCCCGCCAGAGCUCCAGAAUGGCGGCGAUCUUCUCGAGCAGUGCUCCUCCUCGCACAGCGGCAGCAACACGAGUUUGAGUUCCUGCGGCGUCGUCGAUCCCCUGGAUCCCGUGCUCGUUUUCAGCCUCUACAAUGCCGGCGCCAAGAGCAAACUGAAGCCGCUGACCGAGGAGGAGGUGCUCAAGAUGAACUGCAUCGGUCAGGAUGGCAGUAAUCUCCUGCCUGCCGUGGUUACAACCGCACCAAUGGCUCCCUCGUCGAACAAUGAUGAUGUGAGUAGUUUGGAGGCGAUGAGAAGACCGCAGGAUGAUGCUUCCAUCGGGAAUUCAGAUAAUUUGGAGGCCAUCAGUGAGGCGGCCCAUUCGGUGGCCAGUUCGCUGGAUUUGGAGGAGCAGCAGGAGCGGGAUGUCCAUGAGAACGAGGACAAUCUAUCCGAUAUGGUGUCGGCGAAUGUUUCGGGCCGUGGAACACCGAAUAUCAGUGGCCGCGAUACGCCAUCCUCCCAGGUAACCGAUGGCGAUGGCGCUGGCGGGGAUCUAGUCCACCAUCAUGGCGUCAAUUCGCGGGCGGCGGCCAAUCCGCAAAUGCAAAAGAUGCUGCUCUCGAAGGCGCGAUCCGAUAUUGAGGAUAAAUUCUGCAAAUUCGAGCUGAAGAAGUUCGAGGGCGAUGAGAAUGUGAGCAUUAUUUCGGACACCUGGUCGACGGAUGUCCUGGCCUCGGAUUCGGAGAACACGCUGGAUGCCACGGAGCGGGGGGAUAGAAACUUCUCUACUCCCUUAAUACCCUCCGCUGUUGUUCUUCCCGGCGAUAAUAACUUUGUGGUGGAGGCUUUGGCCAGAGCGGGAAGAGGAGCACCAGCGCAUCCCCAGUUGGAUGCCUCGGAUCAGCGAUCGGAGAGCAACUGGAGCACCGAUGUGCUGGCCAGCGAUUCGGAGAAGCUGGCCGAAAUCGAUACGGAUGAUAAUGUUUCCAUAACAACCAAAUCGGAUACGGCGGCGGCUUCGCAGGCAGCUGUUUUAGAUGACGGCGAUGAGGAUGAGCAGACGCCGGGCAGCAGUGGCGAUGGGGAUCCCGAUCCUGAUCCCCAUGGCAACGUCAGCGAGCGCAGCCAAGAGGAUUCGGCCUUUUUCGAUGCGGUCAACUCGUACGAGGAUGCGAAUCUCUAUCAGGGAGCCUCCUCUUUGGCCCGCAGUUCGGUGAGGACCAGCUACCAUGUGCUGGGCGGCGAGGGAAGCUUCCAGCAGCAGUACAAAUGCAGCGGAGCCAGCGAUUCCAGCGGGCGCAAGACCACUCCGCUGAUGGGCACCUCUUGCAUGCGACGCCAAACGUCGGCGGAGAGCAGCAUUAGCAAUCAGAGCUUGAAUCUGGAGGAGGAGCAUCAUCAUCAUCAUCAUCACAAUCACAAUCACCAUAGGGAGCACCACAGGGAGCGGGAGCAUCAUCAUCAUCACAGGGAGAGAUCGGCUCUGAAAAAGAAGAAACACAAUCAGGAGAAGGAAAAGGAGAAAGAGCAUCGGGAUCUCAUCGAUUUCAGCGACUGCAGCGAGGACAAGGAGGAGCUGGCCAGGAGGAUACGCUUAGAGGAUGCCGAGCAGCCACCUGGCCUGGUUCAGCAGCUCCUCGAUAUGUUCAACCAGGAUGAACAGGCAGCCAUCGCAGGAGUUCCCUCCACUAAUGUAGAACACCGACGCAUCUCUAUCGAGCAGCGAUCGGCCAUCGUGGAUGGACGACGCAACGGCAUCCUGGCGGGCAGCAUGCGUCGCCAUCAGAGCCUCAACUACGAGAAUCACGAGAUAAUGCUCAACUCCACACUCAACAUGCUAGCCAAAACCGAUGAUGACAAGCAGCAGGAGAUGCUGCUCUGUGCGCAGACGCAGCAGCUGCAGCUGGAACCCCCAGUUGUUCCAGGAGGAGCAGCUGGAGGAGCUAAUGCACCCACCAAGGCCACCGGCGCCAUACCAAAGAGCAUUAGUUUCGAUGCGAGCGCGGACAAGGAGAAGCAGCCGUAUCAUCGCGACAGGGAAAGGGAUCGCGAAAGGGAGAGGGAUCGGGAUAGAGAAAGAGAAAGGGAGAGAGAUCGUGAUCGAGAUAGAGAUCGAGAUCGUGAUCACCAUGGAGCUGGGCUGUUCAACAAGCUGAAGAUGACCAACAUAUUCAAGAAUCGCCGGGGAGGCGGUAGUGCCAAGAAUUCCAAUUCCAAUCCCUCGGUGGCCCCAGCGGAUUUACGCAGCGUGAGCUUCGAUCCCAGCGCCGGCUGCGAUAACUUCGGCACCCACUACUGUGAUACGAGCGAGGACAUCCUGGCCAAGUACCGCCGCAAGGUGAGCAGCUCCAGCGAGGCCACCAACUCGGAUUCCACGGCGGGCAACGGAGGAGCAGCAGGAGCAGCGGCAGCCGCCUCCUCCUCCUCCUCGCAUCUGCACAAGCACAUGAAUGGAGGGCAAAUUCCUGGCGUGGCCUUCGGCAGCGUCAAGCAGAAGCUGCGCACGGUGCUCUCGCGCACGGAUCUGCACAGCGGCGACUUCCGGCAGACCAGCUCCACCUCCUCCACGAUGGCCACACCGCUGCAGAUCUACCUGCAGAUCCAGCUGGCGCAGUGCAUCAGCCUGCAGCGAUUGCCUCAGAUCUCGCACGUGGCCGAGGCGCUGCGCUGCUUGGCCCAGCUGGAGCGGCCGCAGCAUGGCCAGCUGCUGGCCGAGCUGCAGCGGGAUCUGGAGCGCAGGCAGAGCUACCUGCAGUACCUGAUGCGCCAUCGCCAGCAGCUGCUGCUGCGCACCGAGCAACUCGAUCAGCUGGAGGCCCGAUUGCGCGGCGAGGCGCGCAGCAGUCAGAGAUGCCUGCUGCAGGCCCUCGUUCGGAUGUAUCUCGCCUGGUCGCGACAGCAGGAAAAGCUCGAGCAGUUCCAAACCGAAUUCGCUCAGUUGCGAGCCAGCGAUGAGCGGGUCGAACUGACCGAGGAAUGCGUGGAGUCGCUGCUGCAGGAGCUGCGCUCCAGUGCCGAUCUGCAGGACGAGUGGCAGGUGGACGCCGCCCGGGUGGCCAUCGAGCGAAUGCUGCUCGAGCAGAUGUACGAGCAGGUGAUGUUCCCCAACGAGGAUGCCGAUGUGUCGCGCGACGAGGUGCUCUCCGCGCACAUUGGCAAGCUGCAGCGCUUCGUGCAUCCCGCCCAUCCGGCGCUGUGCAUCGCCCAGGAGUAUUUGGGCGAGGCGCCGUGGACCUUCGCCCAGCAGCAGCUGUGCCACAUGGCCGCCUACAAGACGCCGCGCGAGAAGCUACAGUGCAUCAUCAACUGCAUCUCGAGCAUCAUGAGCCUGCUGCGCAUGUCCAGUGGUCGCGUGCCCGCUGCGGAUGAUCUGCUGCCCGUGCUCAUAUACGUGGUGAUAAUGGCCAAUCCACCCUUCCUGCUGUCCACCGUGGAGUACAUCAGCUGCUUCCUGGGCAAGAAGCUCGAGGGCGAGGACGAGUUCUAUUGGACGCUCUUCGGAUCCGUGGUGAAGUUCAUCAAGACCAUGGACUAUCUGGAUUAGCUCCUCUAUCUGUAGAUCUUUUUUAGCGCUUUAUCUCCACUCCACUCGAUAUUUUCUAUAUUUAUAUAUAUGUAUAUCUGUGUCUGAUAUCUGAUAUUUGUGUAAAAAUUUGUUAAAACCCUAGGCUAAGUCGAAAACUGCGGCAGAUGAGACAUAAUCCAAGUCAAUGCGACCCCAGGAAAGAGAAAAUCAAUGUGAAAUGUGAGAUGUGAGAUGCCAACGCUGAAGAAGAUGAAGAUAUCUAGAUUUAGGUUAGCAUUGAACGCUAGAAGAAGGCCUCGCCUUAUGGGUUAUCCAUGAUAUAUGAUAUAUAUAGUGAGCUAGAGAACAUAUUCUUCUAUUUAUAUAUACACGUACAUAGAUAUAUGCAUGUUUAUCGGAUCGGUCUAGGCACUGUCAUAAGUAUGUUUCGGAAACGAACAGCAACUUAAUAUUCCUUAUUGUGUAACACAAAAAAUAAAAAACCAAUAUAAUUUCAAA
Messenger RNA from Drosophila takahashii, 5528 nucleotides. It is a transcript of the gene Gapvd1, whose product is annotated as GTPase activating protein and VPS9 domains 1. Gene Ontology annotation, cellular component: endocytic vesicle; cytosol. The record is from RefSeq and is a predicted model, not a curated record. Gene Ontology annotation, molecular function: small GTPase binding; guanyl-nucleotide exchange factor activity. Lineage: Eukaryota; Metazoa; Arthropoda; Insecta; Diptera; Drosophilidae. Gene Ontology annotation, biological process: vesicle-mediated transport; regulation of GTPase activity.